CUCUGGGGGCCGCUCUUGCGAAAGGGAGUUUUAUCAGCGAAUUGCGGAGAAAUUAACUUACCUAAGGACCCUAAUAGACCGCUGGCCACUGUCACUAAAGAAAAUUUUCCCCUCCUCUCCAGACCCCAAAGGGUUCCUCGGUGAAAGUUCUUUUCCCCCUCAUCCACACUAGUCCAGUACUGAGUAGGUGCUCCGUGUCAGGGGAAUUUUUUUUUUUUACCACACUAUCCGUCCCCCAAUCACUCCAUACUAAACGAACUUCCGGUCGUAAGGCUCUUUCAUACUUCCGCUGAGGCAAUUUUCCCUCGGCAUCUCCGACCCGACUCAAUUCCUCGUUAGUCCUCUGCCGAGUCCGUCCCGAGUCCCGUGGUGGUCUGAGGCCGAAUGACUGGACACGGCGCUCUUCCUUUUCCAGGUUUGACCUGAGAUCUAUCCAGUGGUUGGGUUUACUCUUUUGGGUAAUCUUGUAACUUUUUUCCUUUCCCUUUUCUAUUCCAUUACCAUAUAGAUUAUCAAUCAGUGAGGCUGCCCACUAUGCCAUUGUUCCUCGGCAUUUCACCAUGGACACUGUCCGAUUUUUAAUGGGUACUAAAGUUUUCCUCUGCGGACCUUUUAUUCACUUGCUUCUUUACCGUCUCGGCGUUCUUCUUGAGGACCCGUUGUGGUUGGAUAGCGGUGAGGAUGGGGUAGAAAAUUUUUUCUUCUCCAUUGACGCUAGAAAAAGUUGAUUUAUGGUUAUCUACGUUUAGCGUUACAUUUCCAAUGAUCUGUUUUUUUGGUGUGUGUGUGUGUGUGUGUGUGUGUGUGUGUGUGUGUGUGUGUGUGUGUGU
Aspergillus caelatus is the source of this 830-nucleotide messenger RNA. RefSeq lists its product as uncharacterized. The record is from RefSeq and is a predicted model, not a curated record. NCBI's taxonomy places the organism in Eukaryota, Fungi, Ascomycota, Eurotiomycetes, Eurotiales, Aspergillaceae. The transcript has a single exon. Bases 561 to 728 code for a protein of 55 amino acids.